Molecule: messenger RNA, 1228 nt
Organism: Aspergillus alliaceus
Lineage: Eukaryota; Fungi; Ascomycota; Eurotiomycetes; Eurotiales; Aspergillaceae
Product: Cdk5/Pho85 family cyclin-dependent kinase
Exons: 3
Coding region: 282-1193 (303 amino acids)
Biological process (GO): protein phosphorylation
Cellular component (GO): cytoplasm; nucleus
Molecular function (GO): ATP binding; cyclin-dependent protein serine/threonine kinase activity
Source: RefSeq, a predicted model, not a curated record
UCCUCCAAAACCCCGCGCAGCCCUACUUAGCAUGAAUCUCACCGACAAGGAGUACGUGGCCUGAGUUGCUCAUGAGGAUAAGAUGAGCUCAGGCCCAAGAUGGUAUUGUUCGGGUUUAGCGGGGUCUUUUCCUUAGUCUCCCGACUUCAUAAUUAAAUGAUUAAUUAAGAUGAACUCCCAGGAAAUUACCUCAUUACUUUUACCUCCUCCCUCCUUUUCUUACCCCUCAUUAAACGCCGUCGAGAUCACGAGCCCAUAGCACUGCUCCACCAUUAGACAAAAUGGCUUCGGCGCCUCACGCCUCAUUCCAGCAGUUAGAGAAGUUGGGGGAAGGAACUUAUGCGACAGUCUUCAAAGGCCGCAACAACCAGACAGGAGAAAUGGUCGCGUUAAAAGAGAUUCACCUCGACACAGAAGAAGGGACGCCCUCCACGGCCAUCCGCGAGAUCUCCCUAAUGAAAGAGCUCCAGCACGAGAACAUCCUCUCCCUCUACGACGUCGUUCACACCGAGAAUAAACUUAUGCUAGUCUUCGAAUACAUGGACAAGGAUCUCAAGCGAUACAUGGAUACCUACGGCAACCGCGGCCAACUCGACCCGACCCUGAUUAAAUCCUUCGUGUACCAGCUCCUCCGCGGCGUCGCGCACUGCCACGAGAACCGCAUUCUGCAUCGCGAUCUCAAACCCCAAAACCUACUAAUUAACACCAAGGGCCAGUUAAAACUCGCUGAUUUCGGCCUAGCCAGGGCCUUCGGCAUCCCGGUCAACACCUUCUCCAACGAGGUUGUCACCCUCUGGUAUCGCGCCCCGGACGUUCUCCUCGGCAGCCGCAGCUACAACACCAGCAUCGACAUCUGGUCAAUCGGCUGCAUUCUAGCCGAGAUGUACACCGGGCGGCCUCUGUUCCCGGGAACCACGAAUGACGACCAGCUACUGAAGAUCUUUCGCGUGAUGGGCACGCCAUCGGAGAUCACGUGGCCCGGAAUCUCAAAGUUCCCCGAGUACAAGCCUGACUUCCCGGUGUAUGCGACGCAGGAUCUGCGGCAGGUUGUUUCGCGCAUUGAUCCGUUGGGGGUUGAUCUGCUGAGGCGCAUGUUGCAGUUGCGUCCGGAGAUGCGCAUUAGCGCGGCGAGCGCGUUGAACCAUGUGUGGUUUAAUGAUAUUCCUCGGCCGAUACCUUGGAAUGCGAAAUAGUAAUUAGGAUAGCUUGCCUUUCAUCUGCCUUUUUU